CACACAAUAAUCAACUGUCAGUACAAACACCGAUAUUGUGAUUAAUAUAAUAUUAUUUAUAUAUUUAGUAUUUUUUUAAUGAUACUAAAAAGCGAUGACAACCAAAAAGUUAUCAAUACUUAAGAGGAGAGCGGAUAGGGAUAGAGGAGAGUUGGUGUGCGGUGUGAGCGCCGGUACUACAGCUGACGGAAGAAUAUUCUACAAGAAUCACCAAACAAAGACAACCUCAUGGCUGCCACCCAUCGAGUCUUGGAUGGCAUCCGAUGAUCACUGUCUUCCCUAUGGCUGGGAGUCAGCCGUCGAUAAAGAAGGCAAACCUUAUUUUAUAAAUCACGUCAACAAAACGACGACAUAUGAAGACCCGAGAAAAGACUUGGAGGAAGAGCCGCCACCCGUUCCCCGAGUAGUUGAACUCAUUAGGGAUGAGAAGUUGAACUUUGGUUUUGUGGCCGGAAGUGAAAAACCAGUUGUCGUACGAUUUGUUAAAGAAGGGGGUCCAAGUGAGGGCCUACUCCAAGCUGGGGACCAAAUACUCAAAAUCAAUGGCGAAGAUGUUUAUCGGGCGCCCCGAGAGCAUGUCAUUGAGCUGGUCAAAUCGUGCAAACACAGUGUUGUACUCACUAUAUGUCAGCCCUACUCUAAUAAUUCCACCCGCAAGUCAGCACUCCUCACAGCCUCCAAAAAAGCUAAAUUAAAGUCUAAUCCAUCGCGAGUUAGAUUCGCUGAGGGAGUCGUCAUCAAUGGUUCACCUCUUUUCUGUCCGUUGUCUACCUUCGACUCGUGCGUUCCAUUCAUGCCUAACGUGUUAAAGGUAUUCCUCGAGAACGGACAGACAAAGACAUUCAAAUAUGACAGCUCUACAACAGUUCAGGAUGUCUUGAGCUCAUUGUUAGAGAAGUUAUCGAUCAAAUGUGGUGAGCAUUUCAGUCUAUGCACCGAACAUAUCAAAACUAUGCGAAGAAAUCGAUUAACACUUCUCGACCCAAAAGAGCCUUUAGCUAAGAUUGCCGCCCGUCCCGGUGCUCAUAACCUGCGGUGCCUUUUUCGUGUGAUGUUUGUACCAAAUAAUGCUAUGGAUCUUCUGGAGAGAGAUCAGAUUGGUUUUGAAUAUCUAUACAAUCAGUGUUGUAAUGAUGUGGUUCAGGAGCGGUUCUCACCUGAACUCAAGUAUGAAAUUGCAUUACGAUUAGCAGCUCUCCAAUUGCUUCAACACUCAAUAGACAGCAAUUGUCUGCAAAGUAAUGGUAAAGUAAAUGUCAAACACAUCGAAAGGGAAUGUGGUUUAGAAUCGUUCGUUCCGUUUACUCUAUUGGAGUCUAUGAAACGCAAAGAACUUCAUAAACUGCUCAACCAUUUCCUUAAACUCAACCAACAGUUAUGUCCGUCGGGCCAGAAGUGUCUGACAUCACUGCAGGCAAAACUACAUUACUUGAAGAUAAUGAGUGAAUUGCCAUCAUAUGGAGCAAAGAUAUUCUCAUUGAAUAUAAGAGAUGCGACUACAGAAUCUGGUCUUUUAGUUAGUCCUAAGUUUGGCGUAAGUCAUGUGAAUAGUCUUAUGAGAAACUCAUUACCCAUCACUUUAGCACAAAUUGAAGACAUUAGUUAUGUAAAAGUGUCCAAAAGUGAAGAUCUUUAUUAUAGUCUAGAAGUACAUCUCAGUCCAUAUAAUAACGAAAUGAUAUGUCCGACAGUUCAGUCACCGCUCAGGUUUGAACUCGAGGACAGGGAUGCAGAAGAGUUUGUUCUUUUAGUUAAAGGAUAUCAUAGACUAUUCAAUAAGUAUGAUAUUGAGUGCAACAAUGAGAAAGAGUUGCCAGUAUUCUGGGAUAUACCAGAGGAAUGGUGGAAUGAUAAUGUCAAACGCAAUCUUAUAUAUGGCUUUGCUCCCAGUUAUUGUGGUGUCCAUACCGUACGGGUAGCUCAUUGGAGUUACGCCGCCAAUGAGUCCGUCAGACAAAUAGAUUUAUCUAUACCUCCGCCUCGUUAUAUGCUUACCGAUAACGAUGAGAGUUCCCAACAAAUUAAUAGUAACACUACUACACAUCCAACUGUUAACCCCAAUAACUAUGCACUGAUAGAUCACCAAAUGAAUGAAAAGCCAGAACAAGUGGUCACAACCAAUGGUGGCAUUGAUUUGCCAUCACUUAUGUCGAUGGAAAUACUUGAAUCUCAAGCGUGCGAUGUCGACACCAAAAAUGAUGACAUCAUUAGAAGAGUGUCAGAAAUGAAUCAAAUAGUGGCCGACGCCGAACACUAUUUGACCGCAAAAGAGUCAUUUAAUGGCGAUAAUGAUAAUACUCAAGUGAUUAAUAGACCAGAAAUGGACACCAGUUGGGACCAGACAUCACAGAUACUACAAUCUGCUACGGAUUCAUUGCUUCUCAUAAAGCAAGUCAAUGGUAACGGCAUUGCAGAUAAUAAUGGCUUUAAUGACAAAAAAAUUGCGAAAGAUGUCAUUAAUGGUGACUUAUCUGCCACUGAGAGCGACACCGAUAGCCUCAUGAGUCCAAAUGAGAGUCAAAACAGUAUAAAUGUGUUGAACGCAUUGCAACUACAGGCUAACGGUAAUGUAACCGUCAAUGGGAUCAGUAAUAGUAAUCGGACUCAGAUUAAGCAAACGCCGAGUUUUGGUUUGCACAGUCCCGAUGUCUAUCCAAACACAAGUACUACAGACCUACAACUCAUCGACGAUAGUAAUCUGAAAGCUGAACCCGAUUUAAAAUUUCAAUUUCCCAAAGAUAUUUGUUGCGACUCUGAUAUGAUUGACUUAACAGCUAUUCCUCCGCCCGACACUCCCGAUGAACUUGAAUUUAUUGACUCAACCAUUAGCUUUCCAACUACUGAUGAUCCGCCCACACCCUAUAAAGAGGACAUCGACUUUACAAGCUUUACUGUGGAUGACUCGGCCCGAGUUGUGGCCGAAUUAGAUGACUUGUGUGACACCCUAUCGGAAAUUCAGUCGUCGACAGCUGGCGAUAGAGACUCUAAUAUUAAUCAACAUUUACAAUAUAUGUCUCAAGACAUCGAUGACUUUAUUGAGUCGAUGACAGUGAGACCACCUCCAGCUACUAAUGAACAAAUAGCACCAAAUGAACACUACUUAACACCAUUCAUAAUACCUCCGCCACCCAACUCAUCGCCAUCAAUGACCAGAACACAGGAUGAUGUAAUCGCAAAGUUUUGGAAAGUGACAGACGAUAUAAAGAAAAUGUGUAUAAAUGAUGAAACGAGUCCAAGACUUUUCAAGCGUGAAGUCCAUAGCAGUAGUUCCGGUGAAUCAGGUUAUGAUUCGGCAUUUAAUUCGUACACAUUUUCUUCUGCAGCUAAUGAUUGGCCAGUUUUCCCAGAGAACGGCUCACCAAAGCUCUCACUUCCCACUGUUAUUGAAGUUAAUUCUUCAACAGAAAAUGAGAGUCACUUUUUAAACCAAAGUUAUAGUAAAAGAUCUGAUAGGAGUUCCAAUGCGAGUACCAGUUUAGAAGAUUUAAGAAAUAAAGAUGUGAGCAGUCAAAUGAAUGGCUCGAUAUCACCCAAACAGUCGAUGUCUCGAUCUAACUCUUGGAACAAUUUGCCCACUAAUACUCCCAAUUCUUCUGCAACAUCUCACACAAUAAUACAGUUUGCAAAACCUCCUAUACCUCCAUGUUCUCCGUCUAUACAAGAAAAGAGAAGACAAUUAGGAAUCAAACCAAACAGUCCUAAACAUCAUAGAAGUGGUAAACACCAUCACCACACACAUAGUCAUCACAACAGUCAUAAUGGCUAUCAGUCAAAUGGCAACAAUACUGGAUCCGAGACGAUAACAAAUGGUGUCAACAGCUUUAUUACAUCGGAAGCCGUUCGCAAACAAACUGACGAAAUCUUUCAUCAAUCACAACACGAUAUCGAUGUACUGUUGGCCCGAUUAGAGGAGGUUCACGACAAACGACUUCAUUCUAGUCAUGGCUUUGAGUGCACUGAAACUGACUUCGUGGCCGCUAAAGAAGCUUUGGUCACCGAAUCUCGUCAUUUUGUGACCGCAUCCAAAUUGUUUGUCAAGUGUGCCACUGAUGGGUCACCUCAGCUCUUGGAGUAUUUGUUAGAUUGUGUGACACUACUCGAGCGCAUGUAUAGUGUCGGUGAGAUUGUACUCUUGAAUCUUGAAUCACAGGCACACAUCACUUGUCUGGUCGACCGACUUAAAGAAGUGGCCGCCACUUAUGCCUAUACUGUGGACACCGUUCAUAAGCUUAACGACAAUUUGUGUUCUCCAGCUUCCAGUCCUUAUAUGGGACUUCUAAUGACUCACGCGACCAGUUUGGCCACUUCGUUGAGUGCACUCAUGAGAACAUUGCGGGCAAUGAAUAUAUAA
Molecule: messenger RNA, 4351 nt
Organism: Oppia nitens
Lineage: Eukaryota; Metazoa; Arthropoda; Arachnida; Sarcoptiformes; Oppiidae
Exons: 12
Coding region: 95-4351 (1418 amino acids)
Biological process (GO): signal transduction
Cellular component (GO): cytoskeleton
Molecular function (GO): protein binding
Source: RefSeq, a predicted model, not a curated record